Messenger RNA from Oryzias melastigma (Indian medaka), 934 nucleotides. RefSeq names its product V-set domain-containing T-cell activation inhibitor 1. The coding region runs from base 54 to 527 and encodes 157 amino acids. The transcript is spliced from 2 exons. Gene Ontology annotation, biological process: cellular response to lipopolysaccharide; negative regulation of T cell proliferation; T cell costimulation. NCBI's taxonomy places the organism in Eukaryota, Metazoa, Chordata, Actinopteri, Beloniformes, Adrianichthyidae. The record is from RefSeq and is a predicted model, not a curated record. Gene Ontology annotation, cellular component: external side of plasma membrane.
CUCCAAACCAGCAGAAGUGAAGUUCUGAUAAACUACACAGCUGAAGCUGCACGAUGUGGUUCCUGGGUUUGGUUCUGUUCUUGGUUCUGCUGGGUUCAUCUGGUCCAUUAGGUCUGAAGAUCAUUGCUGAACCUGGAGAUGACGUCACUCUGAGAUGUGAAGAUACAAACAUUAACCAGGAUCCAGUUUUUGAGUGGACCAGAACUGACCUGCAGGAGGAUGAAUACGUGUUUUUAUACAGGGAUAAACGUCCUGAUGUUGAAGAUCAGCAUGAGUCUUUCAAGAACCGAGUGUUUCUGAAGGACCCUCAGAUGAAGGAUCGAGAUCUGUCUGUGGUUCUGAAGAACGUGACCAUUGAAGACUCUGGAACAUAUGAAUGCAGAGUCCUCCAAACGGGAAGCAGACGCAAGAGAUCAGAUGAUCAACCUCCACCCAUCUUCAGGGUUCAAACUUCCUGUUCUGGUCUAAGAAGUUCUCCUCCAGCAGAACUGCAGGAAGUCUCUGUUGAUCUGUCCUGGACCGCAUGAACUCUGCGGUCGUAGACUCUCUCAUGUUUAGAGCAGCAGAACUGGAGGAAACAGCGCCCUCUGCUGGGUUUGUCGUAGAGUGUUUUUAUGAACAGCAUAAUAACUGCUGAACCAGAACAGGAAGUUGGAGUUUUCCAUAACAUUUGGUUGAAUUUAAAUAUGCUUCUCUUCCCUAAUAUGAUCUGAGCUGCAUUGUACUUGAUUUAAUGAUUUCAUGUUUUGUAUUGUGUUUAUUUUUAUCAAUAUGUGUUGUAAUUGACAUUUUUACUGUAUAUUCUUAGCUUUUAUGUAUAUAAUCAUAACAUCAGUUCAUGACAACAGAUGAAAAACAGCUGCUGUGUUCAUUUAAUGUGAAUUGUUACAGAAAAAUACAUAAUAUUGAAAUUAAAGUGAACUUUUAAAAGCAA